Molecule: messenger RNA, 6570 nt
Organism: Fraxinus pennsylvanica
Lineage: Eukaryota; Viridiplantae; Streptophyta; Magnoliopsida; Lamiales; Oleaceae
Source: the annotation of a GenBank genome assembly
AUGGAUUCUGGUUCGCCUCGUUCUCGCAUCGAUCAGUUCUUUGCUUCUAAAAAGAAGAGGAAGACUUUAUCACCGCCUUUGAAAUCUGGGAGAUCAGAAAAAGAAGCAAAAGUUAAAAUUGAAGGUUCUCCUAGUGCCAAAGGUUCGUUGGAAAGUUUUUUGGUGACUUCACAAGAUGGUGAUUUGCAUACUAAGCCUUUGAACACUGCUCUUGAUCCAAAGGCUAAGCAGGUUCCAACCAAGAGAAAUCUGACAUUGGAGAUUGGCUUGUCAUCUAAAGAUGGAAAUAACGAGGCAAAUCUCUCAUGCCAAGCACACCCACAAAGUCUUGAAGCUUUUCAAGAGGAUCAAAGGGGAAAAUCUAAAGUCUUGUUUGAUACUGUUGGUGUUGCAACAAGAGAUUUUCAAAAGGAUUCAUCAGAGUCCAAGAUUGUUGCGGGAAACUCUGAGCUUAAGCAGUUCGCAAAUGAUUUUUUGUCACUGUAUUGCAGUGAAGUACCAUCUACUGCGGGAGUACAAUCAGAACCGAAUGUGGCCAUGAAUAAAAGGCAGGAAGAUAAAUCCUCAAAGAGAAAGCAUCUUAGGAAUGAUGGGAAUCAGUCUAUUGUCGAGCGCAAUGUCACUUCCUCAGACGAUAAGAAUCUUGUCAAUACUCAGUCAAUUAUUGUUAGUGAAUCAGGAGAUGUGGAUUCAAAAUAUUCUCAGGAGGUUAUUGUAUGUAAAAACCCCAUCGAACUGCAAGCAAGUUUGAGAAAAUGCCGUGUCGCAUCUGCUCUUUGCACAACUGCGUGUGACACACCUGGUUCAUUGACUAUGAAACUUGGAGCUCGUCAAACUCCCCAGACAACGAGAGGAAGCUCUAUAUUUUCCCCGGGAGAAGAAUUUUGGAAUGAGGCAAUUGUAGUCGCUGAUGGUCUCUUUGCUUCAAAGGACAGUGUUUCUUCUCAUGUAGCUGAAAAUACUGAAGCUUUUCUAGCUGGUUAUGAGAUGAAUAACUCAAAUAAUGUGAAAAAUGGAGGAUCUUGCAAUCCACUCAACAAAGCGUUGAACAGAGAUACAGAACGAAUUUCUGCUGUAGGCUCACUGGGGAAGCAUGGAAAAGAUCUAAAUAAAGAAGUGUCACCUUUGCCUGUCAAGCAUUUUGACUUCUCUUCUGAGGAAAAAAAAUUGGAUGCAGAAACUUCUUCUGAUGAUAAUAAUACCAAACCUUGCACUCUUAGAGAUGAACAAAAGAGACAUGCUUCUACAAGUCAUCAUGGUUUGCAUAACAAUAAUGGUAGGGAUAUUUGCUGCAAAGUUCAAACAAACAAAAUUUCUCCUGUUGGACAAGGGGUGACCACUACAUGUGCCAUUUCCCAGAGAAAUGUGGAAUUUGCGAUUCAAAAUAGUGGCAAUUUUACGUCUGAUACACCAGAGAAAGAAUGCAGUAAAUUUUCUGUUAAUCAUGAAAUCAACAGCAAUAUUACUCCAUCAAGUUUUACUUCGAUUAAGGAUUGGAUGGAUCUCAGCAAUUGGCUACCACUUGAAAUAUGCUGCAUAUACAAGAAAAAGGGAAUAUCGAAAUUGUACCCUUGGCAGGUUGAUUGCCUUCGGGUGGAUGGUGUCUUGCAGAACAGGAAUCUUGUUUACUGUGCAUCUACAAGUGCUGGUAAAAGUUUUGUUGCUGAAGUAUUAAUGCUAAGGAGAGUCGUAUCAACUGCAAAGAUGGCUCUUCUUGUACUCCCAUAUGUGUCUAUAUGUGCAGAAAAGGCAGAACAUCUUGAAGUUCUUUUGCAACCACUUGAUAAGCACGUUCGCAGUUAUUAUGGGAAUCAAGGUGGUGGAACUCUUCCGAAGGAUACCUCUGUAGCUGUCUGCACUAUUGAGAAGGCAAAUUCUUUAAUUAACAGAUUACUAGAGGAGGGUCGUCUAUCGGAGCUUGGUAUCAUUGUCAUUGAUGAACUGCACAUGGUUGGUGACCAGAGUAGGGGCUAUUUGUUGGAACUCAUGCUGACAAAGCUUGGUUAUGCUGCUGGUGAAGGCAAUGUAGAAUCAUCUAGUGGAGAAAAUUCAAGUAUGAGCAGUGGGAAAUCCGAUACUGCUCAUGGUCUCCAAAUUGUUGGCAUGAGUGCAACGUUACCAAAUGUCGCUGCAGUUGCUGAUUGGCUUCAAGCAGCUCUCUACCAGACAGACUUUCGGCCUGUUCCAUUGGAGGAGUACAUUAAAGUUGGUAACACAAUUUACAACAAAGAAAUGGAACUUGUCAGGACACUCCCCAAAGUGGCUGAGCUUGGUGGUAAAGAUCCAGAUCAAAUUGUAGAACUAUGCAACGAGGUUGUUCAAGAGGGUCACUUGGUGCUAAUAUUUUGUUCAAGUAGAAAAGGAUGUGAAUCAACUGCUAGGCAUGUUGCAAAAUACCUCAAAAAGUUUUCUGUCAGUCCCCAUGAUGGCCAUAGUGAGUCAAUCGAUGUUACUUUCGCUAUUGAUGCCUUGCGAAGAUCUCCUGCAGGGUUGGAUCCUGUACUAGAAGAAACUCUUCCACUUGGUGUUGCCUACCAUCAUGCUGGCCUCACAGUUGAGGAAAGAGAAACUGUCGAAACCUGUUACCGCAAAGGACUUGUACGUGUAUUAACUGCUACAUCAACCUUAGCUGCCGGGGUUAACUUGCCUGCCCGGAGAGUUAUUUUCAGACAACCCCGUAUAGGCCGCGAUUUUAUUGAUGGGACAAGGUAUAAGCAGAUGGCUGGAAGGGCUGGUCGAACUGGCAUAGACACAAAGGGAGAGAGUGUACUACUUUGCAAGCCAGAGGAAGUCAAGAGAAUAAUUGCACUCCUUAAUGACGGCUGUCCACCACUGCACUCUUGUUUGUCUGAUGAUAAGAAUGGGAUGACGCACGCAAUAUUGGAGGUUGUUGCUGGUGGAAUUGUUCAAAGUGCUAGCGAUAUUAAUCGUUAUGUUAGGUGUACUCUUCUCAAUUCAACAAAACCCUUUGAAGAUGUGGUGAAAUCAGCACAGGACUCUCUUCGUUGGUUAUGCCAUAAGAAGUUCCUAGAAUGGAGUGAAGAGACUAAGUUAUAUACCACUACACCUCUAGGCCGUGCAUCUUUUGGCAGUUCUCUCAGUCCAGAGGAAUCACUUAUUGUGCUGGAUGAUCUGAUACGAGCAAGAGAAGGAUUUGUGCUUGCAUCUGAUUUGCAUUUGGUAUACUUGGUGACACCCAUUAAUGUUGAUUUGGAACCAGAUUGGGAGUUGUAUUAUGAGAGAUUCAUGCAACUACCUUGUAUAGACCAGUCAGUUGGCAAUAGAGUUGGAGUGCAAGAACAAUUUUUAAUGCGCAUGGCUCAUGGAGCACCAAUUCGCACCUCACACAGAUCAAGGGAUAACUUGAAAGGGUUACAGGGAAGAUAUGAUCAUAGACAUGGGAUACCAUCCCAUGGUAUGCUCUCAGACGAUCAAAUGCUUCGGGUGUGCAGACGGUUCUAUGUUGCUCUUAUCUUGUCACGACUUGUUCAGGAAGUCCCUGUUGCUGAAGUUUGUGAAGCUUUUAAAGUAGCAAGAGGCAUGGUUCAAGCCUUACAAGAAAAUGCUGGAAGGUUUGCGUCUAUGGUUAGUGUAUUCUGUGAGAGGCUUUCUUGGCAUGACCUUGAGGGCUUAGUUGCCAAAUUCCAAAAUCGCGUUUCAUUUGGAGUUCGAGCAGAGAUUGUAGAGCUCACUACCAUUCCUUACAUUAAGGGUUCACGAGCUAGAGCACUUUAUAAGGCUGGUUUACGAACACCUCAAGCAAUUGCUGAAGCAUCAGUUCCUGAAAUUGUCAAAGUGCUUUUCGAGAUUUCAUCUUGGGCUGCACAAAGCUCAGCACAACGGAGGAUACAGUUGGGAGUUGCUAAGAAGAUUAAAAACGGUGCACGCAAAAUUGUUCUUGAUAAAGCUGAAGAGGCAAGGGUUGCUGCUUUCUCAGCCUUUAAAUCUCUUGGACUUGAAGUUCCAGAGUUUUCUCGACCAUUACUAUCCACUGUUUCUGGAGAUGGCCCUAAAAAGGAAUCGGCAACUUUUUCUGGUGAGGAGUCCACCAGUAGCUUUGUUGAUCUAGAUCAUAGGGAGAAUGUUUUAGACGCAUCGUCGUUCGAGGAAAAGAGGAAGACUGGUGGAGUUAUUUCCGAAACUGAGGAAGGUAAAUCAACAGAGACUCCCACCGUCGGUUUAGCAUCUUCAGUGAAAGGAAAUCCAGCAGGCACCUCGCAUGGUGAACUUGUGGAGAAGCCUGCUUUGCUUGAGGAAGGGGUUAAUACUCUGGGUGAUGGGCUUUAUAGGACUACUCAACAUAUUAAUGCUGCAAAUACAUCAUCUCUUUGGUCAACAGACGUUGGCAAUAAAAGAAAUGAAUCCAAUGUGCAUGUUGAUAAUGGAGGGCAGCAACAGCCUGAGAGAGAAAACAUGUUCAGGGGAACCAGAGAAAAUGAAUUAGAGAAGGGUCCUGUAAAUGCAACUAGUUUUUCUGGUGGAUUUGAUUCUUUUUUAGAUCUCUGGGAUGCUAGUGGAGAGUUCUACUUCGAUAUUCAUUUUACCAAAAGAUCUGAACUGAACUCCAUUGUGCCAUUCGAAAUACAUGGCAUGGCAGUUUGCUGGGAAGAUUCUCCAGUGUAUUACUUGACUUUUCCCAAGGAUUUACUCCGGUGUAACAGCAGAAGAAAUGAUCACACUACUGAGGAUAGUAAAUAUGUUCUACCACCAAAGGAUCAGAUGGAGAUAGCUAAGGAACGAUGGAACAGGAUUGGGAUUAUAAUGGGGAAAAAGGAUGUAAAAAAAUUUACGUGGAACUUAAAAUUUCAGAUUCAGGUGCUUAAGAGGCCUGCGGUUUCUGUUCACAGAUCAAGCAGCAUGCACGCUGGAGUUAAAACUCUAAGUCUGGAUCUUAUCGAGAAUUCAUACUAUAUGUUAUCCCCCAUUCACGUACAAAAUGCAGUCGAUAUGUGUAUAGUAGCAUGGAUCCUUUCACCAGAUGAGGAGAAAAGUUCAAAUCCUAGUUUGGAGAAGGAAGUUAAGAAACGGUUAUCCAGUGAGGCUGCUGCAGCUGCUAAUCGGAAUGGUAGAUGGAAUAAUCAGAUGCGAAGAGCGGCACAUAAUGGUUGCUGUCGUCGAGCUGCACAAACACGAGCACUGUAUUCUGUUCUCUGGAAGUUACUAGUUUCUGAAGAACUAAUUGAAACACUCAUGACUACUGAAAUUCCAUUGGUCAAUGUUCUUGCUGAUAUGGAGAUAUGUGGAAUAGGUGUUGACAUGGAGAGAUGUCUUAGGGCACGGCAUAUUCUACGAAUUAAACUUAAGUUUCUUGAGAAGGAAGCUUAUCAAUUGGCUGGCAUGAAAUUUUCGUUGUCAAUGUCAGCGGACAUAGCCAAUGUCCUAUAUGGACACUUAAAACUGCCUAAACCAGAAGGGUACGAAGGGAAACAACACCCUAGCACUGACAAACAUUGCUUGGAUAUGCUGAGGAAUGAGCAUCCCAUUGUCCCGGUAAUCAAAGAGCACCGAACCUUGGCAAAGCUCUUGAAUUCUACUCUGGGAUCCAUAUGUUCACUUGCUAGGCUUUCCAUGAGGACACAGAAGUACACUUUGCAUGGUCAUUGGCUUCAGACAUCAACAGCAACUGGGAGACUGUCGAUGGAGGAACCGAAUCUCCAGUGUGUUGAGCAUAUGGUUGAAUUCAAAAUAAAUAACAACGACAAGGAUGAUGAUGAAUCAGGUUCUGGUCAUUAUAAGAUUAAUGCUCGAGAUUUUUUUGUACCCACUCAGGAUGAUUGGUUACUUCUAACGGCAGAUUAUUCACAGAUAGAAUUAAGAAUGAUGGCCCAUUUCUCUAAAGAUUCUUUGUUGGUUGAGCUACUAAGUGAUCCCCAGGGAGAUGUCUUUACAAUGAUUGCUGCAAAAUGGAAAGGGAAAGAUACCUGUGAUGUUACUUCACAAGAGCGAAACCAAACAAAAAGAUUGGUUUAUGGCAUUCUCUAUGGAAUGGGACCUAACACCCUCGCAGAACAGUUGGACUGCAGUUCGAAUGAAGCUGCAGAAAAAAUUCAAACCUUCAAACAAUCUUUUCCUGGUGUUGCUUCCUGGCUCCAGGAAGCAGUAAAAUCCUGCCAUAAGAAAGGUUUUAUCAAGACCCUCAAGGGACGAAAACGCUUCUUGACAAAAAUAAAGUUUGGAAACAGUAAAGAAAAAUCCAAAGCUCAGAGACAAGCUGUGAAUUCUAUUUGUCAGGGAUCUGCUGCUGACAUAAUCAAAAUUGCUAUGAUAAAUAUACAUUCUGUUAUUGUUGAGGAUGCUGAAGCGUCUCAUCCUAGUUCUGUAUUUGCUGAAAAAUAUUAUAUGCUGAAAGGACGCUGCCGAUUACUUCUACAGGUACAUGAUGAACUUGUACUGGAAGCUGAUCCUUCAGUUGUAAAGGAAGCUGGGUUGUUGCUGCAAACUAGUAUGGAAAAUGCCGUGUCACUUCUUGUUCCUUUGCCUGUCAAAUUGAAAGUUGGCAGAACAUGGGGAUCUUUGGAGCCUUUCAUACCUGAGAACUGCAACGAUGAUGUAACACUGCCUGGUUCUUAG